ACCCCGCGGCGCUUUGCGGCAUUGUGCUUUAGGACGCCUGAGGAUGCUUUAUUACCCGGCGGCGCUUUACGGCCGGCCCUGCGCCUCACGACACCCAGCGGCGCUUUACGGCCACGGCCCGGUUGUGGCUGGCGACGGCGCUUUGCGGCCGGAGCGCGAUGAGUUUUUACGACGCCUUCCGCGGUUUCUUCGGCUUCCCGGGGCGCGGCAGGCCCCGGGACCCGCUGUUCGGAGCGCCGUGGGACGAGGACGAGGAUGAGGAGGAGGAAGCCGAGGCCCCCCCCGGGCCGCGUCCCCCCGACGAUUUCGCCUUCGGCUUCGGCUUCAGCCCCGGCGGCGCCUUCGAGGAGCUGCUGCGGGACAUGGGCGAGCUGCUGGGGGCCUUCGGGGGCGGCUGGGCCGGGCUGCCCCCGGCCUUCGGCGGGGAGCGGGGUUGGGGGGCGCCCGGCGGAGCAGCCAGGCCCGGCCUGACCCCGGCGCUCCCCGCUGAGCCCCCCCUGCCCGGCCCCGGCGCGGGGCGGCCGCUGCGCGACUCCAUGCUGAAAGAACCCGAGGGUCCGGCCCGGCAAUGGGAGCCGCGCGGGGCGCUGGAGGAGCCCCCGCCGCCCGCGCCGGGACAAAAGGAGGAUCGAGACUUGGACUCCCAGGUGUCCUCGGCGGGGCUGGGCACCAUCCUGCGGCCCCAGCAGCCGCUCUCCUACUUCCAGAGCGUCUCCGUCACCACAGUGACGCUCCCUGAUGGGGCAGUGGAGGAGCGCCGCACGGUGCAGGACAGCCAGGGCCACCGUGAGACGACCAUCACCCGCCGGAGGGGGGACCAGGCCUUCAUCACCACCACCAAGGAGGACGGGCAGAGCAAAGACUACCGGGAGGAGGUGCUCAACAUGGAUGACAGGGAGCUGGCACAGUUUGCAGGCACGUGGCCGCAGCGUGAUGAGCUCCUCACCCCUCCCAGGAGCGACUCCUCAUCCCUGCUGGGCAGCUUCUUCCGCCGCUGGUUCUCCAGCUGGUAGCUGCGUGAGGAGCACGGGGUGGGGGCUGCCCCGUCGUGUGGGGGCACGUGGCAGCCCCCUCUCAUUGCCCCUGCUCUGUGCAGGCGAGGCUGGGAUGGGGGCUGCCCCCCGCCACCGCACCUCAGUGCAUCGUGGGGGUGAAGCUUGUGUAUGUGUACAGAGAAAUAAAGUCUAUUUAUGCUAA
Messenger RNA from Phasianus colchicus (ring-necked pheasant), 1197 nucleotides. It is a transcript of the gene HAX1, whose product is annotated as HCLS1 associated protein X-1. Lineage: Eukaryota; Metazoa; Chordata; Aves; Galliformes; Phasianidae. Gene Ontology annotation, biological process: regulation of actin filament polymerization; negative regulation of apoptotic process. The record is from RefSeq and is a predicted model, not a curated record. Gene Ontology annotation, cellular component: actin cytoskeleton; clathrin-coated vesicle; mitochondrion.